UCAUUCUCAACUUAUUCACACUAGAUGUUCGUUGAAUUUUGCAUGAAUACAACGUUAAAAUGGCAGGCUUUUUGCAGAAAAUGAUCACAAUUCUACUCGCGUAUCUAAUUACCCACCAGGUGUUGGCCAAAACUUGUGAAACCGAGGACUAUGAAGACGGUGUUUGCGUUCCACUGCAAAGGUGUGACCGUUUCAAGGAAAAACUCGCGAGAUCAAGCCUAUCGGAGGGAGAACGAAGAGUUAUGCAGAAGGAACAGGAAAAAUGUGCGGACGAAGAGCGAACGGGAUUGAUAUGCUGCAAGCGAAAACCUCGUGUCAAGGUUCCAAGAUCAUACGAAGAUAUUCAACCGUUGAGGGAUGAACAACACUCUAUGCUGCCGAAUCAGAGCAUCUGUGGGUUGGAUAGUAGCGAUAGGAUUUUCUACGGAAAUGUCACUAAUUUAGAUCAGUAUCCCUGGCUGGUGCUGAUCAAGUACAUUAACGAUGAGGAACAGGAAGCAUUUCAAUGUGGUGGCUCUCUUGUCAGCAAACGAUACGUGCUUACGGCUGCUCAUUGCAUAAACAACAUGAUAGCCGGGGUUCGACUUGGAGAAUGGAAUCUGGAAACCGACCCGGAUUGUGUAUCGAAGCAGGGCAUCGUGGAAUGUGCCGAUCCGGUUCGGGACGUAGGGAUAGAAAAAAUUGUUGUACAUAAAAAUUACACCCGACGCCAGUCCAAAGGAGGGAAGAUCGAUAUGGCUUUGCUUCGCUUGGAUCAGGAUAUUGUUUUCGGGAAGUAUGUGGCCCCCGUUUGUAUACCCAAAACGGAAAGCGAAGCUCAAUUGAACGAUGGCCAUGUGAUGUUUGUGGCAGGAUGGGGAAUGACCGAAAAUGACGUGACGAGCACGAAAAAGUUGUUCGUAGACGUGACCAAUGUGGGAUUGAAUGAGUGUCGACGAAAAAUCAAUGCGCCGUUGAUAAAGAUUGACGAGACAAUGAUUUGUGCUCUUGGUGUUGGUGGGAAGGACGCAUGCCAAGGUGACUCCGGUGGACCACUGAUGGCAAUACAGAAAGGGACUGGUGGAGCUGAUCGGUUCUUUUUGAAGGGUGUUGUUAGCAAGGGCUUAACGUGUGGAAGUACGAAGCCUGGAUUUUAUGCAAAUGUAUACAAGCAAUUAACCUGGAUCGUCUCAAAUCUUGAGUCCUAAGUGGGGUGAUCGGGGAUAGUUUCAUAAUUAAACUUUGAUAAAAUAUUAAUAUAUAUCGAAAGGAUUGAC
Messenger RNA from Toxorhynchites rutilus septentrionalis, 1256 nucleotides. RefSeq names its product phenoloxidase-activating factor 3-like. Gene Ontology annotation, molecular function: serine-type endopeptidase activity. NCBI's taxonomy places the organism in Eukaryota, Metazoa, Arthropoda, Insecta, Diptera, Culicidae. The transcript has 3 exons. The coding region runs from base 60 to 1187 and encodes 375 amino acids. Gene Ontology annotation, biological process: proteolysis. The record is from RefSeq and is a predicted model, not a curated record.